AUGAAUCUCUCCGCAGAGCAGCAUAAAGCAGGGCUGCGUUUUCCUCGCUUGCUGCCGUAUGAGAACGGAUCAAUGGGUGGCGCGGGGAAGACGGGUGACUCGCAGGACAGCGCUGAGUGGGAGAGGCUGUUCCUGCUGACCAUCCGCGAGCCCACCACCAUCGCUCUCACGGUCAUGUAUGCCCUCUCCUUCAUGGUGGGAUUCAUCGGGAACAUCAUGUCCAUCAGGGUGCUGACCAGCAAGCGGAGCAAACGCCUGGCAGGGGUGAGCACCACCCGCAGCCUGCUAAUCAACCUGGCCGUGUGCGACCUGAUGGUGGUGUGCGUCUGCAUGCCCAUCACCCUGGGAACCACGAUCUACACGGCCUGGGUGUACGGGGACUUCCUGUGCAGGGCGGUGCCCUUCACCCAGGCCGUGUCCGUGUCGGCCAGCGUCCUCAGCCUGACCGUCAUCAGCGUCAACCGCUACUACAGUGUUCACAGCCCCCUCACCGCCCGGUCCUUCUUCACCUGGAGGAAGAUCUUCUGGACUAUCGUGGUGGUGUGGGUGCUGUCCUCUGCCAUCUGUAUGCCCCUGAUCUUCAUGAACGAGCGGGUCGAGUUCCGGCCCAUUGAGGACCUCCCCUUCGUCUUCCACGUGUGCCAGGAGAAAUGGCCUUACGAGAGGCUAAAGCAGGUCUACAACGUCCUGCUGUUUGUCACCCUCUACUGUCUCCCGGUCACCUUCAACCUGAUCAUCAGCUUCCUGACAGGACGGAAGCUGUGGAGCACUUCCCGGCACUUCUCUGAGCUCGACUCCCGCAGCCGGGCCGUCCACUCCUCGCGACUAAAGACCCGCAAGAACAUCGCCAAGAUGGUGGUGGCCCUGGUGCUGCUGUUCGCCAUCUCCUGGCUGCCCCUCUACGUGGCCGACAUCUUGAUCGACCGCGAGCAGCGGCCCCCGCCCUGGAUCUUGAAGCUGCGGCCCUUCGCCCAAUGGCUGGGCCUGACCAACUCCAGCCUGAACCCCAUCUGCUACUGCUUCAUUGGAGACUUGUACCGCUCGGCCAAGGUCAUCAAAAGCAGGUACCACCAGAGGAUCAUCUCCUUCUUCAGCUCAUCCUUCACAGACGAGCAGACUACCUCCACGCCCCUGCCCAAUAUGCUGUCCUUCAAAGGGCCGGAGGCUGGGGUGCCUGGGGAAACCAUCAGUCAGGUGACAGAGGAGCACUUCUCUGACUGGUGCCCUCACAGUACUGUGUGUGAGACUCCAACCACCACCAGCCAGCAGAUGUCUCUCCAAACACUCUCGGGCAGGAGGGGCUCCAGGGGCAUGUCUGAUCAGACAGGACUCUAGCCUAUCAUUGUAAUCAGUGCUGCUGUGGUGCAGUAGUCCCCUCUUCACUCAACAUGCUCAUAACAGAUUGCUGUCGUGCAGCACACCGUCUCUCGACGUUCUGCACAGACAUCGGUCUACAACCUGCUUGCCUUUUUGUUAAAUUUCUAUAGACACUUGUAAUUUUACCACAACUGGUAAAACGAAAACAUCUCUAUAAGGGAACGCAUCGUAAUGAGUUAUUGAUUUUGUAAAUUGAAUUUACAUUAUGCUGUAGAAUUGACAAUUUACUGUAAUGCUUCAUACUUAACAAUCAUGAGUAAAUUAUCUUUGAUAAUUUACUUUGAUAAUUUACUCAUGAUGACUGACUGCUGGAUGACUGCUGGAUGUUGAUGUAUGUAUAUAUGUACAUAGUUAAAUUCAUACAUGUGAAAAAAUCACAAUUGUAAUGUAUUCAGUGUUCAUGUCUAACAUUUUAUUUCUUGGGUGUUUUAGCCAUUGUUUCCAGUGUUAA
Messenger RNA from Conger conger (European conger), 1828 nucleotides. Its product is annotated as QRFP-like peptide receptor. The transcript has a single exon. NCBI's taxonomy places the organism in Eukaryota, Metazoa, Chordata, Actinopteri, Anguilliformes, Congridae. Gene Ontology annotation, biological process: neuropeptide signaling pathway. Gene Ontology annotation, cellular component: membrane. The record is from RefSeq and is a predicted model, not a curated record. Gene Ontology annotation, molecular function: peptide binding; G protein-coupled receptor activity. Bases 1 to 1335 code for a protein of 444 amino acids.